GCCCGCACCGAGCGGCCGGAGCGGGUCCGGAUCCGGGCGGCGGAACCGGGGGUGCCGGGACGGACCGGGGGCGCUGCCAUGGCCGCGGCCUGGCAGGACGUGGUGCGGGACGCGGCGGCCGUGCGGGAGGCGGCGGCGGUGGCGGUGGACGCGGCGCUGCUGGCGGGGGUGCUGAUGCGGACCGGGGAGCAGCCCAACGCCUCGGAUGUGGUGAAUUAUGCCCCCUUCACGCUGCUCCCAUCUGCAGUGCCACGGGCCUUGUUUGAACAAGCCUACGCUGUCCAGCAGGAUUUUAACCUGCUGGUGGAUGCUGUCAGUCAAAACCGAGAAUUCCUGGAGCAAACUCUGGCCAGCACCAUCAAGGUCGACGACUUCACAGCUCGGCUCUUCAGGAUCUACAAGCAGGUUUUGGAGGAAGGCCUGGCUCAGAAUGUGUUUUUGGGCAUCAACCGCUCGGAUUACAUGUUUGACUGUGGGCUGGAAGGCGCAGCAGCUCUGAGGCAGAUAGAAAUAAACACCAUUGCUGCCAGCUUUGGGGGGCUCACCUCCCGCACUGCUGAUGUCCACAGGUUGGUGUUGAAAGUGCUGGGAAAGAGUGAGGAGGCAUCACAGCUGCUGCCCAACAACCCAGCCAAGGGGCUGGCCUUGGGAAUUGCCAAAGCUUGGGAGCUCUAUGGAUCCCAAAGGGCUGUGGUGAUGUUUCUGGUAGAGGAUGUCCAGAGGAAUAUUUUUGAUCAGCGUUGUGUAGAAAAUGAACUUUGGAACAGGAACAUCCGCGUGCUGAGGAGGCGCUUCCGGGACGUGUUUGAGCAGGGCUCCCUGGAUGCCAGCAGGAGGCUGUAUAUGGACGGCCAGGAGGUGGCAGUGGUGUAUUACAGAGAGGGCUACGUGCCCCAGGUCUACGAUGAGCAGAACUGGGAGGCGCGGCUGCUGCUGGAGCGCUCGCGGGCAGUGAAGUGCCCCGACAUUGCCACGCAGCUGGCGGGCACCAAGAAGGUGCAGCAGGAGCUCAGCAGGCAGGGGACGCUGGAGAAGCUGCUGCCAGGCCACCCCGAGGCCAUUGCUCGGAUCAGAGCCACCUUUGCAGGACUCUACUCCCUGGAUGAGGGUGAAGAAGGUGACAGAAUGGCUGCCACAGCCAUCGCUGACCCCGACCGCUUCGUGCUGAAGCCUCAGCGUGAAGGUGGAGGGAACAACCUCUAUGGUGAAGAGCUCAGGGAGGUUCUGGAGAAGGUCAAAGACAGCCCUGAGAGAACUUCUUACAUCUUGAUGGAUAAGAUCAAACCCCAGCCAGCACUGAAUUACCUGCUGAGGGCUCACAGCCCCCUCCAAGUGUCAGAGUGCAUCUCUGAGCUCGGGAUCUUUGGUGUCUAUGUCAGGCAGGGCAGGGAGCUGCUGCUGAACGAGGCCGCCGGGCACCUGCUGCGCACCAAGGCCAUCGAGCACGCGGACGGCGGCGUGGCAGCCGGGGUGGCCGUGCUGGACACGCCGUUCCUGGUGUGAGGAGCCACAGCCCCACCCUCCUUCUCUGCUGCCUCAAGAGCUGAUCUGCCCCAGGGCUUCCUCCUUAGGGUGCUUGCCACGCUUUGGCUGCUGGAGGCUGUGAGGAGGGACUGUGUGAUGCAGCUGCUCAGAGGUGGUUCCCCCUCCAGGAAAGAUUCCCUUGCUCUGCCUGCUCAGGGGCCCUGCCCUGGGCACAGCCCAGCUGUGACUCCCAGCACUGCAGGGUUCUGGGGGCAGGGGGAUGCAGAGCAAAGGGUCAAGGUGCCAUACAGGCCUUUGUGCUGCUCUCACUUCUGAGCUCCUUAUGCUGUUUCUGGAGACAUACACAGCCUAAGGAAUGAGAGGAGAAAGGUGGAUGGGCAAGGAUCAGCCUUUAUGUGCCUCAGUGCUCUCCAGCUUAAAGAGGAGAGCCCAGCUCCACUCCCCAUGGCCCCUCCAGCCCUCCUUCCCAUGCUGCUGCUGUCCUGAUUUCUGUUUUCCCCUGUGCCUGAGGAUCCUCAGGGUUCCUGCACCAGGCACAGCUGCCCUGGGUAAUUUGCCCAAGGGCCUUUUGCUUUUGCUUUGCCCAACUCUUGUUUUAUUGGACUGGGUGCCUCUGUGCCACACAGGGCAGGCAGCAGUGCAGGGUCCAGGGCUGGCUCCUGCUGCAUCCUGCAGCCCUGUCCAACUGAUCUCCAAGAAUCCCUCAGAGAUGGAGGCAGCUCCCAAGGCAGCAGAGAAUUGGAGCCUUGUGUGUGUUGGUAAAUCCCAAAGCACCCUGGGUUUGGGCCAGUGCAUCCCACUGCAAAUCAAACCCUGAGCAUCCUCUUGUCAGGGAGCCCCAGCCUUGGGAAUGCUCCUGCUGAGCCUGGGAGCUCUGUGGUGAGGAAGGAAUUGCAGGGGAGGCUGGGCAGCUCAGCCCCAGCUCCCAGCACCUUACUGUGGGACCAGCACCAGCAGAGGGGAGAUGUGGCUCCCUCCAGGUUUUAUGGAUCAGUGGGAACAGCACAGCAGUGGAGCAGUGUGGGCUCUCCUGCUUAAGGUCUUCUGCCUCUUCCUCCAGCCCCUUCUCCUCCUCAGCCCUAAAAGCUGCACCUUUCUGGCAGCAAAGAGCUCAGGCAGCCUCAGCCCAGCCCUGUCAGUAACACAGAACCAGCAGAGGCAGAAUCCCUGCAGAAUGGGAUGUGCUGAGUGGCAGAACCAGCACAAAAGCAGAAUCCCUGCAGAGAGGAUGUGCUGAGUGACAGAAGCAGCACAAAGGCAGAAUUCCUGCAGCCGGGGUGUGCUGAGUGCCAGCCCUGCUGGCUCUUUGCUGCUGCAGCAUCAAUCACCAAUUGGUCACCUGGGAAACUGCUCCAUUCUCCAAGUGUGACUGAAACUGGGCUUCCUGGGUGUUUUGUUGGGGGAUUGAUUACCCCAAGCCAGAGAUUAAAAGGAAUGUGCAAUCUGA
Molecule: messenger RNA, 2932 nt
Organism: Zonotrichia leucophrys gambelii
Lineage: Eukaryota; Metazoa; Chordata; Aves; Passeriformes; Passerellidae
Gene: GSS
Product: glutathione synthetase
Exons: 13
Coding region: 79-1503 (474 amino acids)
Biological process (GO): glutathione biosynthetic process
Cellular component (GO): cytosol
Molecular function (GO): glutathione synthase activity; glutathione binding; ATP binding
Source: RefSeq, a predicted model, not a curated record